GAUCUGGAACAUUUAUGUAAUUUGUGAACGGCAGCCCUUUUGUCCUUCCCGCGCGUGAUGAUGCCUUCAGCCAGCUGAGGUGGAGAAUAGUCUAUUGCGUGCGGAUGCAAGUGUACAUCUAUGUGGCAGUCCUCACCCAUCUGCAGGUGUAUUUUUCAAGUUUGCACCGGUGAGCGAGUGUUCUUUCUCCUCUGGUAACGAGACGAGGAGGAAGAGUGUGCAGAAGUCAGAAGAAAGGUGAGAGAGGGAGGGGAGAGAGGGAGGGGAGAGAAGGAGGGGAGAGAGGGAGGGAAGGAGGGCAAACAGAUUUUGGUUUGGUUUCGUGCAUGCUCAUCAAAUUGCCUCUCAGGCUGUGACACGAAGUUGUAAAAGUGACGUACUCCGAAAAAUUCACCGCCGGACCACCGUUGAUAAUUUUCAUCGGCGGCACUCAGCCUCCGACUUUGAAUCGCGAGGCCCGCGGCCCCAUAUAUGAGAAAGGUAGUGUCCCUGAAUAUCAUUCGUUUGUGAUCUCCAACCGAUUUGAUCUGCCGGGAGGUUUUACCAAUUUUCCCGGGAAGGUUUCUGAGUUCGACUGAUGGUGGUUCUUCCGUUUCAGGGCUCAGAGCGAGCGAUCUUGGGGGCGCAGCAAGCGAUCCUCAGGGCGCAGCGCAUGUGUUUCAGGGCUCAGCGAGCAAACUGUGGGACACAGCGCAUCCCCUUGUGGUGGUAGGGGUGGUGGAAGUGGUUCUGGUGUGAGGUGGUUGGUUGUCGCCCGCGGCAGAAGACGACAAUGCUGACUCCUCGCGAAACUUCUCUUCUCCUCCUCUCCGUUCUCGUGGACGAGAGGCCGUUGGAUGUCAGCGCCGGGGCUUUCAUGAAGGCCUUUCCAAGGCAGGAUUUGUUCCGGGGAUGCUGUGCUCUCGUGCUUCUGCUCGAGGAUCGAGUCCUCCUCAAACCGGGACAACGGCUGGCCGCCCUCUACAUCCUAUUUUAUGUGUACAGUCUUGAGAGGCCGGAUGCAGGUGCCUGCAAUCCAUUCAUGGGAAUCCUUGUUGACGCCGCAUCAGACGAAACAGCCGAAAAAGUGGAGCGGGAUUUUAUUCUGCAACUCGUUAGGAAUCCGGCGUCACGAGAGCUCGGCAGGAAGACCCCGAAGGACAUAGCUGCGAGCUUCGACCCAUCCACAGCAACAGCUUUGCCGAGUCGUGAUGCAUUGCGGAAAGAGUUAGCCGACUCCCUGCCCGCCGAGCCGAGUGCCAGCAGCUUCCGAAGAGCAGGCGUGCACAAUGCGGUGGCCGAUCCGAGCGUGCCGAAAGGCUUCGACAAAGACACCCCAGAGUAUAUUAGUUUGGUGGGCUUUCCAAAGUCAUCCUCCGCAACCCGCGAAGGCGCGGCUGCGGAGCUGAUGCAGAACUUGUCGUUGAAGGGGUUCGAACCGCCGUGGGCUCGUCCUGCCCCACCCAUACUGCCCCCACAGGACGGAGAGAUGGUCUGGCUCCACCCGGACACGAAUCAUGAACUGCUGUGGGACACGAGCAUGUGUGCCGACACCAGCCGGGGCGCAGCAGUGCGAGACCUAAUGGCAAGGGCGCUGAAGGGCCCGUUGGCCCAUGUGCAGCUACAGCAAGUCCUGGCGGAGCUCGACGCCGACCCGAAGCUCGUGUAUCACUGCGGCCUCACGCCUCGACGACUGCCGGACCUUGUGGAAAACAACCCUGUCAUCGCUGUGGAGGUGUUGCUAAGGCUCAUGCACUCCAGUCAGAUCACCGAGUAUCUGUCGGUUCUGGUCAGCAUGGUCUUGAGUCUGCAUUCCAUGGAAGUUGUCAAUCGCCUUACGACAGCAGUUGAGCUUCCGACGGAGUUUGUGCACUUGUACAUAUCUAAUUGCAUAUCGUCGUGCGAGAACAUCAAGGACAAGUACAUGCAAAAUCGACUCGUUAGGCUCGUUUGCGUCUUCCUACAAAGCUUGAUUCGCAACAAGAUCGUUAACGUGCAAGACCUGUUCAUCGAGGUCCAAGCAUUCUGCAUAGAGUUUUCAAGGAUCAGGGAGGCGGCAGGGCUGUUCCGGCUGCUAAAGACGCUCGAGAACAAUGACUCGGCAACAGACAAGCCUCAAGGGAAGCAGCAAGCGUGAGAGAACGUGUAUGUGCGUAACGUAUAUACAGUAUUAUAUGUUAUAGAUAGAUAGAUAGAUAGAUAGAUAGAUAGAUAGAUGGGUAGGUAGGUAGGUAGGUAGGUAGAGGAAUAAGAUGACUAUGUCACGUAAUUGGAUUGGCUGCUUGUCCCACUGGCAGAUCUCGGAGAGAAGUCGGGGAACAGGCCACCAAUCGGUGUAUUAACAGUGGUGGGAGUGUGGGCUUGAAUCAAUCACUGAACAAUGU
Chara braunii is the source of this 2363-nucleotide messenger RNA. The record is from the annotation of a GenBank genome assembly. Lineage: Eukaryota; Viridiplantae; Streptophyta; Charophyceae; Charales; Characeae.